UAUAAUGCAGUUGUGCAUCGACUGUACUAAUAUUGGACAGGUGCGCAGGCGCACAGUAUCGCUAAUCGCAAUCGCAGUGCAAUUCUCGCUCAGUGCAGUAUGGCGGUGCGCGCAAUCGUCGCGUCUUGCGCGCUACUCGCGUUCGCGGGAGUUGCGUGCGCGCAGGAUGCAGUGGUGAUACUAGAUAUCAGCAACCGCACACACCACGGGGCCCACAGAAACCAUGGGAGCCAUGGGGCCCACUCGAGCCGUGGGACCCAUGCCAACAUAGCAUUAUUAGACGACUGCCAAAGCAUAAUCACACAGCUGGAAACAGCAAAGGAAGAAGCUCUCCUACUGUAUACGGACUUCGCUUCCCGGGCCGGUAACGAUUUGAGAACAUUCCUGAAUAAUAUCACUGGGUAUGCUGAUGGCAUCAUCCAGAACAUCGAUGCUGAACCGCCUUCGGAUGAUGUGGACGAAUGCUGGGUGAAGUUCCAGUACCGGGUGAAGAAGGUGGAGCAUGAUGCGCAGAGAGCGGCCAUGUUCAGCGGGGACAGCCACCACAAGUUCCUGCUGGGGCACAUGAUCGUGUUCCGGAUGCAUCUUAACAAGAGCGAAGAUUACUUGAAGAGGUGUGACAAAGCUACCAGAGGAUGUGGUUAUUCUUGUGAGGCCACCCCACGAGUAAGGCGCUGGCGUCGCUUAGCGCUGGACGAGAUCCAUCGAGUACGAGAAGACAUGCCGUUCACCAGGCGCUCCUACAGGGACCUGGUCUCCCACGCCCGUCGGAAACUGAACCAUCUGAGGAAGCAGAUCAUCGUCAGGUCGAGGGAUGCAGUGGACGACUACAGAUACUGUAUAAACAGGAGGCGGUUACGAUAGGUCCUGAUUGAGAAGAGGGUGAGUUGAGUUACUGGAGUAGUGGGGUCUGAGGAGGAACAGCAUUUUUUCUAUUGAGGUUCCUUUACUAUUGUAGAAGACAAAGUAUCUACCAUAAAGGAUGACGAAAUAACUCUAGGGAAAAUCUCUUUGUGUGUAGUCCACAAAUUGUUUCAGGACUUAGUGGGAUGUGAAUUUGUAAAUGCACCAACGACACAGAGGAAAAUCUUAGAGUGAGCUGUGUUAAAUAUUCUUUAAAAAUAUAUGCAAGUAAAGGGAUCGGAGACAUAUUUUAAUUUUUUAAAAGAUUUGUAUUUUCUCCUGUGCCGUGGAUGCGUUUAAUAAUAUAUAAGUUCACAUGCACAUGUCACCCAGAAACAACAAUUUGUGGAUCACACAAAGAAUUGCUCCGUGCGGGAAACCCGCUACUACGUCGCACGGCAGCCAGUUCCCCAACCACCGCGCCAUCCAUGCAGUCAUAUAUUUUUUAUUAUAAAGUCUAUAUAAAAAAAAUUGAUGUUUUUCCUUGAUCCGCACAAGAACUUCAGUAAUUUUCGACUCAAACACUCUUAGAGGAUCAGUCGCCUGAAACAAUAGUGUCAUAUUAGUUAAUAUACCUAUAGUGUAGGUAAAAUUAUACGCAAUUGAUUGACUAGAGUUGAUCGUCAGUGAAAUUAAUGAGAUUGAUAACUAAUCUGUUAAUUAGUGGAAUCGUAAUUUAUAGUAUUAACUAUUAUAUUCUAUUCUAAAUGGUCUUAGAUUUAGCUUUCAUAUUUAUGUGAAAUCCUUGUGGUUGAUUUUUGUUACAUUGGCAAAAUGUCUCACAAAAUCCAUUGCAAAGGUUCUUGUCCGAAAAUCAGAAUGUAUGAUUUCUGUAACGAAAAAAUUAAAAAGCCUGUAGCUAAAUGCCGUUUAGCGCAAGAGUUUACUUAGUUUCUUUUAGUGUGUCCGGAGCUGCGAAUUGCCUACCGGGUUUACCGGAGUCCUACUCAAAAAGCAGGAGUAAGAACGGGCUGAUUAUUAGUCAGUUAGAGUCUGACAAGCCCCUCUCGCCUGCCCAAGGUAGGAGAAGCCAUUGGAUGAUUUUCCAGUCUAAAAAAAAGCGUCUACUUUUAGAGUAGAAAACUAAAUUGAAUUGAAUUAAAGUUUUGUUAUUUUUCUACUCUUUCCAUAGACAAGCGCUAAAGCUAACCGUAGGCAUUUGGCUACCAGCUCAGGCCACUCUAAUCGAAAACUUUAGUGCGAAAUAAGUACAAAAUUGUGAGAGGGCCCAUACCUAUAGUCCAGCAGUGGACUGUGACGGGCUGUUGUUGUUGAAGUACAAAAUACGAUUCGAAAUAUUUUUUAAUUUUAUGUCUAAAAUAACACCUCGUUACGAUCGGUAAGAUCGGGUUUUUUACCCAAAUUCUGUAACUAACAGCAAUCCAGAACAAAGCGUGUAUUACAUUUUCAUUGGUCUAAAAGUAUGGGUCAAAGUUAUUAAGCUGUAAUAAGCCCGAUCUUACGGUGCGUAAAAUGUUUUAAAAGAAUUCAUGAAACACUACUAUACAAUACUAUUAUAUAUGUUUAAAAAUGUGAAAAAUAUAUUUUUAUUCUAAAUGCUUCAUCCAAAAAUAAAUUUUACGUAGAUGUAAGAAGACUCAAAAUUGUUUAGAUUUAAAUUUUUGUAAAAAUAAUUUAUUGUUUUUGGUUAUCGAAUGUAAUUGGGUUAUGCGAUUGGUAAUUAUUAUGAUUUUUAUGUGUUUUUUUUUUUUGUAAAAUACAGUGAAGACUCGUCUUACUUAAACCUAUAAAGUAAAAAAAAGCUAAAUAAAUGUGAUUAAAAGGUUUUAGGAACUGGAGAACCUUUUGUCUACUUCGGCGAUGUAAACCAUUUCCAUAUUUUAAUAAAUACAUUUAAAGUAAUGUAUUAAUAAAAAUAAAUACAAGAUACAAAUAAAAAAUGGUAUAAGACCAGUCAUUACUGUAUUUAUAAAUAUAUUUUAUAAGUUUUAAAAUUCGGUAAACAGACACACUGUGAUAGUUUGUAAAAUAAUUGUAUAAAAAUUGAAAUUAAGUUUUAAAUGUAGCUUUUAAAAUAUUAUUUUUGUUGUAUUUUUAACUAAAUGUAUUAUUAUUGUUGUUUAACUUCUGUAUUUUGGGGUUUGGGGACCAUUUUAUGCGCAAACAAAUAAAGUGCCUGUGCCAUAUAAAAUCUUCAAGUACAAUUUAAACGACUUAUAAUUUUUUUUAUGUAUUAUUUAUGUACCAUAAAAAUAUUCAAAUUAAUUCUUAUAUUAGAUAGGUAUAAUUUAUACCCAUUUUACAUGCGAGUUUAUUCGCAUGUAGAAUGAAUAGAAAAUCCCACGCAUGAUCACGUCGUCUGGCCGGAGGAUCCUUCUUUUCUAAGGGCAAUUGUACUCUCUGUUCCCUAUAGUAUACCGUAUAAAACUCAAAAAUACAGAAGUUAAAUAACAAUAAAAUUGUAAUACGUAAGUACAAGUUUUGUUUAAUAAUAAAAUAAAUAUGAACUAAUAUUACGCCAUCAUUGUUGUUAAUGUUAUUGUAAAGAAAUGUAUUUGACAAUUUAUUUUUGUAAUAAAUGUAUAUUUUAACAUUA
Molecule: messenger RNA, 3460 nt
Organism: Spodoptera frugiperda (fall armyworm)
Lineage: Eukaryota; Metazoa; Arthropoda; Insecta; Lepidoptera; Noctuidae
Exons: 5
Coding region: 100-864 (254 amino acids)
Source: RefSeq, a predicted model, not a curated record